Fusarium coffeatum is the source of this 1224-nucleotide messenger RNA. RefSeq lists its product as uncharacterized. The transcript is spliced from 4 exons. Bases 1 to 1224 code for a protein of 407 amino acids. Gene Ontology annotation, molecular function: hydrolase activity, hydrolyzing O-glycosyl compounds. Lineage: Eukaryota; Fungi; Ascomycota; Sordariomycetes; Hypocreales; Nectriaceae. The record is from RefSeq and is a predicted model, not a curated record. Gene Ontology annotation, biological process: carbohydrate metabolic process.
AUGCUCUUCUCUCAGUCUAUUGGAGUUGUGGCUCUUGCCACUUUGACUAGUGCCCUUCCAGAGCGCAAGACUCUCGCAGAACGAGAAGUUGGCAAGCUUCCAGCUUUGGGAUGGAAUGGUUGGAACCAAGGACAAUGCAAUGCAGCCAGCGAGAAGGUCGCCCUUGACACAGCUAAGACCUUCAUCAGACUUGGCCUGAAGGAUGCCGGUUACCAAUAUGUCAACAUCGAUGAUUGCUGGUCUACAAAGCAGCGUGAUUCGAAGGGCAACCUUGUCCCUGACCCAAAGAAGUGGCCGAGGGGUAUCAAGCCUGUCGUCGAUGAGAUCCACAACAUGGGUCUCAAGUUCGGCCUCUACGGUGACAGAGGUGUAAAGACUUGCGCUGGUUACCCCGGAAGUCAAGGUCACGAGAAGCAGGAUGCCCAACUUCUUGCAAGCUGGGGCGUUGACUACUGGAAGUACGACAACUGCUACACAGAGUGCUACACAGGCAACGCAGCCGACAUUCAGACCUGCCCUGACGACAAGGGUCCUAGCUCUAGACCUGGUUACGAGUUGAUGAGAGACAUGCUCCGCAACACAGGAAAGGAUAUCCUCUACUCUCUUUGCAACUGGGGCUGGGAUGAGGUCUGGACCUGGGGUGCUUCGGUCGGACACAUGUGGCGUAUGAGCGUCGACAACUGGGGUAAAUGGGAGGAUGUUGUGCGCAUUGCCAACCAGGCUGCGCCUAUCCUCAAGUACACCCAGCCUGGUCGCUACAACGACCUUGACAUGAUGAUCCUUGCCAACGGUGCUUUAACACCAGCUGAGGAGCGAACGCACUUCGCUAUCUGGGCCAUCACCAAGUCCCCUAUCAUCUUGGGAACAGAUAUGACCAAGAUCAACAGCGACGAGGUCAAGCUCAUCACAAACAAGGGCCUCCUUGCUAUCAACCAAGACCCCCUGUCAAAGCCUGCCGUGCCUUUCACCCCUCCUGGAACCCCUACCAAGGGCAACGGCGAGAUCUACCCUUACUGGUCCGGACCUCUAUCAUCCGGAACAGUUGUCGCCAUUGUCGCCAGCAAGGGCAACCUCGAUACCAAGCUCAGCCUCUCUCAGGUUCCUGGACUCAAGGACCAAGACUACUCAUGGACCGAGAUGUUGACUGGCGCCAAGGGAAGAGGCAGGACUGUUCAGGCCAAGCUCGAGAAGCACGACAUCGCAGUUUUCCGAAUCGACAACUAG